Balaenoptera acutorostrata (minke whale) is the source of this 2350-nucleotide messenger RNA. RefSeq names its product transmembrane protein 87A (gene TMEM87A). Lineage: Eukaryota; Metazoa; Chordata; Mammalia; Artiodactyla; Balaenopteridae. The transcript is spliced from 20 exons. Gene Ontology annotation, cellular component: Golgi apparatus; Golgi cisterna membrane. The record is from RefSeq and is a predicted model, not a curated record. The coding region runs from base 65 to 1732 and encodes 555 amino acids. Gene Ontology annotation, biological process: retrograde transport, endosome to Golgi.
GAAGAGGGCGGGACGAACCGGAAGAAGGUGAAAUGCUUUCGGUAGGCACUCCACGGCUGUGAAGAUGGCGGCGGCUGCGUGGCUUCAGGUGCUGCCUGUCAUUCUUCUUCUCCUGGGGGCUCAGACGUCCCCAUUGUCGCUUUUCAGUGUAGGACCGGCACCCGUCGCUGCUGCCGACCGAUCCAAGUGGCACAUUCCGAUACCGUCGGGGAAAAAUUAUUUUAGUUUUGGAAAGAUCCUCUUCAAAAAUACCACUAUCUUCCUGAAAUUUGAUGGAGAACCUUGUGAUGUAUCUUUGAAUAUAACCUGGUAUCUGAAAAGUGCUGACUGUUACAAUGAAAUCUACAACUUCAAGGCAGAAGAAGUGGAGACAUACUUGGAAAACCUUAAGGAAAAAAAAGGCUUGUCUGGGAAAUAUCAAACAUCAUCAAAAUUGUUCCAAAACUGCAGUGAACUCUUUAAAACACAGAGUUUUUCUGGGGAUUUCGUGCAUCGAUUGCCUCUUUUAGGAGAAAAACAGGAGGCCAAGGAGAAUGGAACAAAUCUUACCUUUACUGGAGACAAAACUGUAAUGCAUGAGCCCUUGAAAACUUGGCAAGAUGCACCAUACAUUUUUAUUGUACAUGUUGGCAUUUCACCCUCCAAAGAAUCAUCAAAAGAAAAUUCACUAAGUAAUCUUUUUACCAUGACUGUUGAAGUGAAAGGUCCCUAUGAAUACCUCACGCUUGAAGAAUACCCAUUGAUGAUUUUUUUCAUGGUGAUGUGUAUUGUAUAUGUCCUAUUUGGUGUUCUGUGGCUGGCAUGGUCUGCUUGCUAUUGGAGAGAUCUCCUGAGAAUUCAGUUUUGGAUUGGCGCUGUCAUCUUCCUGGGAAUGCUCGAGAAAGCUGUCUUCUAUGCAGAAUAUCAGAACAUCCGAUACAAAGGAGAAUCUGUGCAAGGUGCCCUGAUCCUUGCAGAGCUGCUUUCAGCAGUUAAACGCUCACUGGCUCGAACCCUGGUCAUCAUAGUCAGUCUGGGAUAUGGCAUAGUCAAGCCUCGCCUUGGAGUCACUCUUCACAAGGUUGUGGUAGCAGGAGCCCUUUAUCUUUUGUUCUCUGGCAUGGAAGGGGUCCUCAGAGUUACUGGGGCCCAGACUGAUCUUGCUUCCUUGGCCUUUAUCCCCUUGGCUUUCCUAGACACUGCCCUGUGCUGGUGGAUAUUUAUUAGCCUGACUCAAACAAUGAAGCUAUUAAAACUUCGGAGGAACAUUGUAAAACUCUCUUUGUACCGACAUUUCACCAACACACUUAUCUUGGCAGUGGCAGCAUCUAUUGUGUUUAUCAUCUGGACAACCAUGAAGUUCAGGAUAGUGACUUGUCAGUCGGAUUGGCGGGAGCUGUGGGUGGAUGAUGCCAUCUGGCGGUUGCUGUUCUCCAUGAUCCUCUUUGUCAUCAUGGUUCUCUGGCGACCAUCUGCAAACAACCAGAGGUUUGCCUUUUCACCAUUGUCUGAGGAAGAGGAGGAGGAUGAACAAAAGGAACCUAUGCUGAAAGAAAGCUUUGAAGGAAUGAAAAUGAGAAGUACCAAACAAGAACCAAAUGGAAAUAGUAAAUUAAACAAAGCACAGGAAGAUGAUUUAAAGUGGGUAGAAGAGAAUGUUCCUUCAUCUGUGACAGAUGUAGCACUUCCCGCCCUUCUGGAUUCAGAUGAGGAACGAAUGAUCACGCACUUUGAAAGGUCCAAAAUGGAGUAAAGAAUGGGAAGAUUUGCAGCUGAAGAUGGCUAGUAUCUGGGAAGAGAUCAGCUUCUGUGUCAGUCUUUACACUGCUCCAUGGGAUUAAAGGAGGCAAUGACAUCCUGAUCUGUUCCUUGAUCUUUGUGCAUUGGAGCUGGCGAGAGGUGUUGGAACAAGGAGAACAUUCUAUUGAAAACAAGGUCAUAGGAUGAGAAAAAUCUACAAGUUUUUUAUUUGCAGCAUUGAUGCCCCUUUCCCUCCCACACCCUGACAUGGAUGUUUAUGCAACUUGUGUAUGUUGUUCCUAAACCUUCUAUAAUGUUUAAAUUGUUUAAUCUGUCAAACUAAAAAAUUUAACAUAUUCUGAAGAACUGUGACAUCAACACCAUAAUAAGUAAUAUCCAGGAGCAACUGCCUGUAAUUUUUAUUUAUUUAGGGAGUUACAUAGGUGAUGGGGGAAAUUGUUAAUUAUCUUUGCAUUUCUUGGGAAGCCAAGGUUAAAUCUUGCAGAGGUAGUUUUGAGAAAAAGGAGUCCUUCUGCGUUAAGGAGCCAUGGUUCUAACAAUGAUUAAAAGAACAACCAAAAAAAAAAAAGAGACUGUUACAGUGUGAUUUAGAUCAUUUGAAAAAGCAAAA